AUGUCACCAUCAGAAUCAAAUUCUAAAGCCGCUGAGUCCUCUAAAUUAGAGGAGAAACCAAAGGAGGCUCAACAACCCAACCUAAGCGUCUUGGAGGAAGACGACGAGUUCGAGGAAUUCCCUGUGUCUGACUGGGAUGACUCAAAAACAGAUCUGGCGCACCUUGGCGGGGCUGCUCCGGGCGCUGCGAAAUCAGGGGGAGAUAAAUUAUGGGAAGAUAACUGGGAUGACGAUGAUGUGGAAGAUGAUUUCAGUGUUCAGCUAAGGCAUGUCGCGCGUUGGUUUCACAACAGCAAUUUUAUCUAA
This is a messenger RNA of Psilocybe cubensis, 306 nucleotides long. RefSeq lists its product as uncharacterized. Gene Ontology annotation, cellular component: proteasome regulatory particle, lid subcomplex; proteasome complex. Lineage: Eukaryota; Fungi; Basidiomycota; Agaricomycetes; Agaricales; Agrocybaceae. The record is from RefSeq and is a predicted model, not a curated record. The coding region runs from base 1 to 306 and encodes 101 amino acids. The transcript has 2 exons. Gene Ontology annotation, biological process: double-strand break repair via homologous recombination; mRNA export from nucleus; proteasome assembly.